Protopterus annectens (West African lungfish) is the source of this 1783-nucleotide messenger RNA. RefSeq names its product unconventional myosin-Vc-like. Gene Ontology annotation, biological process: actin filament organization; vesicle transport along actin filament. The record is from RefSeq and is a predicted model, not a curated record. Gene Ontology annotation, cellular component: cytoplasm; vesicle; actin cytoskeleton. Bases 215 to 1783 code for a protein of 522 amino acids. The transcript is spliced from 13 exons. Lineage: Eukaryota; Metazoa; Chordata; Ceratodontiformes; Protopteridae. Gene Ontology annotation, molecular function: microfilament motor activity; ATP binding; actin filament binding.
UGCAGGUGGGACUCCCAAAAGUAUGGCAAACUACAGCAAUUCAGAUGCCAUAAGAAACUAGGGAAAGUGAGAAGUCACCUGAUCCCGUAAAACCCUCGAGCUUGGCCGCCGGCAGUAUCUGACUAACGCAAAAGUGAAUUGUGUCAGGUACAUGGAGUAGGAGUAGUUUACAGGGCAUGCGCCUGCCGUUUGCUUCAGUACCUAGUUCGUUGCUAUGGCUGUGGUGGAGCUUUACACUAAGUACAAUAGGGUGUGGAUCCCUGAUACAGAUGAAGUAUGGAAGUCUGCUGAAAUUACGAAGGACUACAAGACUGGGGACAGUGAGCUUCACCUACAGCUGGAGGAUGGGACAGAAUUAAAAUACCAUGUGGAUCCUGAGAAAAAAAUCCUUCCUCAUCUGCGAAAUCCUGAUAUUCUUGUAGCUGAAAAUGACCUUACAGCACUGAGUUAUCUCCAUGAUCCUGCUGUUCUCCAUAAUCUCAAAGUUCGAUUUGUGGAAUCUAAACUUAUCUACACCUAUUGUGGAAUCAUUCUUGUGGCAAUUAAUCCCUAUAAACAGCUGCCCAUUUACGGAGAUGCAAUCAUUCACGCAUACAGUGGACAAAAUAUGGGUGAUAUGGACCCACACAUAUUUGCUGUGGCUGAAGAAGCUUAUAAACAAAUGGCAAGGAACAAUAAGAAUCAGUCCAUCAUAGUGAGUGGUGAGUCAGGUGCUGGGAAGACUGUCUCUGCCAGAUAUGCAAUGAGAUAUUUUGCAACUGUCAGUAAGUCUAGCAACAAAGCAAACGUGGAAGAGAAGGUGUUGGCUUCAAAUCCAAUUACUGAGGCUAUUGGUAAUGCCAAGACCACCAGAAAUGAUAACAGCAGUCGCUUUGGAAAAUAUACUGAAAUCAGCUUUGACAAUCGAUACCGAAUCAUUGGUGCAAACAUGAGAACAUAUUUGCUUGAAAAAUCAAGGGUUGUCUUUCAGUCAGAGAAUGAGAGAAAUUACCAUAUAUUUUACCAACUUUGUGCUUCUGCGGACGAGCCAGAAUUUAAACAUCUGAAGUUAAUAAGUGCAGAAAAAUUUAAUUACACCAAUGCCGGUGGCAACAUUUUCAUUGACGGAAUUGAUGAUAAAGCAGACAUGGCAGCAACUCGAAAAACAUUUACAUUGCUUGGUCUCAAUGAUGAUUUUCAGAUGGAUGUGUUUAAAGUCAUUGCAGCAAUACUUCACUUAGGUAAUGUGAAGAUAAAGGCCGCUAGUGAGGAGAAAUCCUCUGUUUCUCUGGAGGAUGAACAUUUGAACAUUUUUUGUGACCUUCUCAGCAUAGAUGCAAGCAAUAUGGCAUGUUGGUUGUGCAAUCGAAAACUCGUUACUGCCACAGAAACUGUAGUAAAGCCAAUGACGAAGGUUCAAGCUGGCAAUGCAAGAGAUGCACUAGCAAAGCAUGUGUAUGCUCAUCUGUUUGACUACAUUGUUAAAGAGAUUAACAAAGCUUUGAAAUUUCAUGGCAAACAGCAUACAUUUAUUGGAGUUUUGGAUAUUUAUGGCUUUGAAACAUUUGAUAUAAACAGCUUUGAGCAGUUUUGCAUCAAUUAUGCUAAUGAGAAGCUACAACAGCAGUUUAACAUGCAUGUGUUCAAAUUAGAACAGGAAGAAUAUAUGAAGGAAGAUAUCCCAUGGACAUUGAUCGAUUUCUAUGAUAACCAACCUGUCAUCGACCUUAUUGAAGCUAAGAUGGGCAUACUAGACCUGCUUGAUGAAGAAUGCUUGAACUAUUCUUUCAACAUAGAAUCUUAA